This is a messenger RNA of Megalops cyprinoides (Indo-Pacific tarpon), 2463 nucleotides long. RefSeq names its product FAST kinase domains 3 (gene fastkd3). The coding region runs from base 105 to 2108 and encodes 667 amino acids. Gene Ontology annotation, biological process: regulation of mitochondrial mRNA stability; mitochondrial RNA processing. NCBI's taxonomy places the organism in Eukaryota, Metazoa, Chordata, Actinopteri, Elopiformes, Megalopidae. Gene Ontology annotation, cellular component: mitochondrial matrix; ribonucleoprotein granule. The record is from RefSeq and is a predicted model, not a curated record. The transcript is spliced from 7 exons. Gene Ontology annotation, molecular function: RNA binding.
CUGGUUAUGGAAUCACACAUCAGACCGGCAUCGUUCAAGCAUGUCGGCAUCCAGUGAGCUUCUGAAAAGGCUCUUUAUAUUCCAAUGAGGCUGCCGGUGGAGAUAUGGCUUUCAGAGUUAUGAGGAGGAUUCAGAGCCUGGCCCUCACUGGGCAGCGGCUGGGUUCUCUUCACGGGGCUGCAUGUCUCUCGCAGCUCAGCACGCAAAGAUGUGAGCCGGUGUGCCUUUCGUGCCUCUGGACCGGCUCCAGACGCUGCACAGUGCGCCAGGGCUGCCGCCGACUCCCGUACAGCUGCAGCAGGAUGAGCCUGACUACCAUAGUCAGGGAUCCUCUGAAUUUCAGUCCGGGGUCCGUCUGGGUCCACAGGGACGCCACACACACGUUCCAGCUCAGCCUGCUUGACCGGCCCGCCGCGUCGGACGAGCGGGCGUUCGAGGAACGCCUCCGCGGAUGCACCGCUUCAAAGCAGGUGCUCCGGCUGCUGCGGUCAGCGGACGCGAUGUCUGACACGAUGGCGGCCGCGGCGCUCCACCGCGUGGCGGAUCUGGAGCAGGCGGUGAGCGGGCUGAAAGACCCGGGGGUUCUAGAUAAGGACAUCAUUAAGGCCGUCUGUUUCCAGCUAGAGCACGACUCCACGAGGCUGACGGAUGCAGGGCUGGUGUCGGCUCUGCUGGCCUGCACGCGGCUGUACGUGGACCCCUGGAGCACGCUGAUGGUGCGGCUGGUCUCUGAGAGCCAGGAGCGGCUGGACAGGGGGCACAUGACCUUGGGGAACCUGUGUAUCCUGGCAGAGGCACUCCUUGCCCUAGAAGGCCCUGGCUGCGGUAUGCUGCAACAGGUGAUGGAGCAGGUUCAGGCAUGUGAGCCCAGGGAGUGGAGUCUGCAGGAGCUGACCCGCGUAUAUGGCAUGCUGCAGGCUGGGGUCGGGGAGGACGGACGAUACCAGGACCUCUUGAACUCCAUGAACACCCACGCCGUCUCCGUCACCUCCCGUCUGGAUCCGACCUCUGUCAGCAGCGUGCUGAAUGCCCUGGUGAUCCUGAACCAGACCCAGGCUAUGCCACUGGUUAUCAGCCUUAGCAAGCAGGCAGUCAGGCAUGUGCCCCACUUCUCGGAUGACGAACUGACGCUCGUACUGGGGGCGCUCAUGCACUUUGGUCACAGUGACCAAUACUUCGUCGAGGCAAUGGAAAGGCACGUCCCCAAGGUGGCUUUCACUACACACCCAGAAACUGUCACCAAGGUGAUGCAGUACCUAGGCCGGCGGAACAUUCUUUCUCCGCCUGUUUUCGAUGCGGUGGCCGAGAGCUUUGUCUAUAGGGCUGACGACUACAGCACCAGCCAGAUUGCCAGGCAGAUCAUGCCUUUUGGGAAACUGGGAUACUUGCCGCCUAAUGCUGGGGAAGUGUUCCGCAAGGUGGAGAUCAUCUUGCACACCCGUUUCUCCCAGUUUCAGCCCCGCACGCUGCUCAACCUGCUCCACUCCUGCACCCUCGUCGAGAGGUUCCCUGUUAAUUUUGUGGCCAAAGUCUUCAGUCCGUAUUUCCUCCAGCAGCUUCAAGCAAAAGGCACAGGCAUUGACAAGAUCAUACUGGCACAAUUAACACAACUUUACAUGACUGUGAAGCUCGAGUGUCCCUUUUAUGAGGGCCCCAGCCUCCUUCCCAAGUACCGUGUAAAAUCCUUCCUCGGACCUGGACGAUCCCUAGAGACCCCAGUAGAUGAACACCUCUACAACUUUGUGAAAACAGGCCUGGUUGACCUUCUAGGGGCCCGUGCAUACUUUGCGUCCCGUGUCCUAACUCCAUACUGCUACACUCUGGAUGUGGAAAUAAAGCUUGAUGAAGAGGGAUAUGUAUUGCCUGCCAGCCAUGUUGAUGAUGUCUACAGGAGGAUAGCUCUGUGCAUUGAUGGUCCAAAGAGAUUCUCUGUGAACACAAGACAGCUGCUGGGCAAAGAGUCAAUCAAGCAGAGGCACCUCCGGUUGCUGGGUUACGAAGUUGUGCAGAUUCCAUUUUAUGAGUUUGAGAAGCUGCAGAGUCAAGCAGAGACGGUGGAAUACUUGCACAAGAAGAUCUUCCCACACAGUUACAGGCUCAGCUGGUGACUACCCACAAUGGAGAGCUGUAACAGUGUGCUCAGUAAAACAGCAAAGCCCCCUUUGAGCAACAUUUGCUUUGAACAGCGGCUUGGCUUGCACUUAGACUUGUAUUUGUCAUAUUUGCAGUCUUAAGUGUAUAUAUAAUUUUAACAUAUAAUAACAUUCGGAGGCUGGUGUCUCAAUUUGGAUAUUUUUACUUGAGAUUCAGUCUUCCAGUGCAGUUCACAGAAUGCAAUAGCAGCUUUACAGAAUAAGUAUCUAUUUUGCUGUUUGCACAACUGUAAGUUAUUGCAUAUUUGAGUUAAUGAAAUGACAGGAUACACCCUCUUAUGGCAUCUUUAUGAUAGGUCAUUACAAAUAU